UAUUACGGAGCCGGGACUCCUGAGAAAUCUACCAGUCCGAAAUCUACCCGUAGUCCACAUCCCCUUCACAGGCCUUCCCCGUGUGGGAGCCUCCGGUCGGUCCGGGCCCCUUCCUCCCACAGGGCUUCCCCGAAAGGCCCCACCUUCCUCCUCCCUGGAGUCGGAAGAUCGGGCGACCUCGUCAUUUAGACUACAGACCGGGAGCCCACGGCAACCGUCCGAUCAUCGGAUCGUUCCCGAGCGUUUCGCCCAAUCACCGUGUGCUACUGCAAAACGCUCCAAUCCGUCGUGGAGCUGGGGCCGGCGGGGGAGGUGCCGGAGCCUCCCCCUAGGGGUGGGGUGGAGGUGGGGGGUAGGGGUCACCUCACCUGUCGGCCCGGCCGGAGGUAGCCUCGGGGAGGGAUACCGAUGGGGUCGGCGGCGGCACCGAGAAGGGUCUUCGCCCGGCAUCUCCGCGGCCGGGCGAGACCCGGGUCGGAGGACACAGGAGCCGUGUGGUGGUGCCUGCUGAUGGUGCUCACUGCGGCCUGCAGAUCCGCCCGGGCCAUCCACGUGGACACCCCCGUCAAGCUGGUCAAGGCCGCCCGCGGGGGCAGCGCCGAUCUCCCGUGCACCUUCCAGACCAGCGCCGACAAGCUGUACGGAUUCAUCAAGUGGGACAAGCCCCUGGAAAACCCCUCGGAGAAGGUGAUCAUCUGGACCUUCCACCCGGAGUCGAGCAACUUCGGCCCCAAGUUCCUCAACCGCGUCAACUUCACCGGCAACUCGAAGAACGAGGCGUCCAUCCGCAUCGGCCCCCUCAACAUGGAGGACAACGGCACUUACGAGUGUUCCCUGAGCUUGUUCGGAGACUUAGAUGGGCAGGAUCAGGCCAAGAUGGAGCUGAUCGUCCUGGUGCCGCCCUCCAAGCCGGACUGUGCCAUCCAGGGGGAGGCGGUGCUCGGAAACGACGUGGAGCUGACGUGCCACUCCAGGGAGGGCUCUCCGGCCCCCAAGUACACCUGGAAGAGUUUCAACAUCCUGAACGAGCCCCGCCCCAUCACCGGCCCAACCACGGGCCAGAGCAUCUCCCUGAAGAACAUCUCCACCGAAACCUCCGGCUACUUCAUCUGCACGGCCACCAACGAGGUGGGGGACGAGUUCUGCAACAUCACCCUCGCCGUCCGCCCUCCCUCCAUGAACAUCGCCUUGUACGCGGGCAUCGCGGGGGGCAUGGUGGCGGCCCUGAUCGUCUUGGGCGUCAUCAUCUACUGCUGCUGCUGCCGGGGCGGCAAGGAGGAGGACCAGAGGCCAAGUCGAGAUGGCUACCGGGAGCCCCCGCAGCGGUUCGAGCAAAUGCGGAGGGAUGAAGGGUCCAGAGACGACGACGACCAGAGGUGGAACUGACCACACGCCAUCCCCACCCCCCGCUCCCCGGCUUCGGAAGGGCAGCCGCGGGGGGAUACGAGUUGAGGUGAGGUGGGCUGGCGGCCCGCGGCGGCCGGGAGCCAAGGACGAAGGGCGUGGUUUUUUUUUAACGAGAGGUAUUUUUGUAAAACCCGCCCGGUUCUCUGCUUCCUCGAGGCAUUAAUGUCUGCCGGGAGGCAUUAAAGGUUUCUACCCACUG
Messenger RNA from Ornithorhynchus anatinus (platypus), 1606 nucleotides. It is a transcript of the gene GPA33, whose product is annotated as glycoprotein A33. Lineage: Eukaryota; Metazoa; Chordata; Mammalia; Monotremata; Ornithorhynchidae. The record is from RefSeq and is a predicted model, not a curated record. Gene Ontology annotation, cellular component: plasma membrane. The coding region runs from base 409 to 1386 and encodes 325 amino acids. The transcript has 7 exons.